Echinococcus granulosus is the source of this 477-nucleotide messenger RNA. RefSeq names its product LisH domain-containing protein. NCBI's taxonomy places the organism in Eukaryota, Metazoa, Platyhelminthes, Cestoda, Cyclophyllidea, Taeniidae. Gene Ontology annotation, cellular component: microtubule organizing center. The transcript is spliced from 2 exons. Gene Ontology annotation, biological process: microtubule anchoring. The coding region runs from base 1 to 477 and encodes 158 amino acids. The record is from RefSeq and is a predicted model, not a curated record.
AUGACGACCAGUAUGUUUAUUCAAUCGAUUGUCAUGGCAACUGUUAGCGACCUUAAGAAUGCACUGAAAAGUCUUUUAGCACGGAACGGGGCACUCAAUCGAAUUGAAGCACAAGCAAAAUUUGAAGUCUUCGCUGCCUUAGAUAAGACGACACCUUCACAAAACUUGCCUUCUCAUGUGCAAAUCGAUGAAGCCGCCUUUAUUAUCAAUGAACUGAUUUUGGAGUACAUGAAAUUCAACGACCUCCGGUUUAGUGAGUCGGUGUUCCGAAGUGAGAUGAAGCACAAGCAUGAACCAAUGUCUCGGCGUUUGCUCUGCCAAUCUCUUAACGUCAAACCGACGGUCUCUGCGAAGGUGUCGGCGGAUGACGCGGCGGCUGGUUCCGGGAUUAGAGCUGCAUCAUUUGCUGAGAAACCGGUCCCUCUUUUGUAUUAUUUUGUUGAGCAUUUCAAAUCCACCAAAUUCGGAAGGAAUUGA